CACGAGCAGGUCUCAGAUCAGUGGGCUUUGGCACUUUUUAGAAAACGAGUUGGUGACUACGCUUGACUUUUGUUUGUACUUGCAUUUCAUAGAUUUUGAACUUUUACUUGCGAUUCUCCUGAGGCUGUUUUUCUGCAGAGGUUCCUCUACUGCGUCUCUCGGACCCAGUCGAUUGUUUAUUUUCAGUUGAACCCAUGUGUCACUGACGUACUGUGGAGGUUCAGCAAAGAUAAAGAAAAGAAAAACACUUUAAAUCCUCUACACUCCAUCUGCGCUAGAAAAAAUCGGUGGAACGCUUACAACCUGACGAACCUUUUUAGGUAUGAUUAAAUGCAUAUAUUCACGGCCUGUGCUCCCUCGCUACCUGCUGCUGAGGAUGAUGGGGACUUCGGCCUCCAGAGCGGUGGUUGGAGGUCAGGCAAACCUGCCGCCAGCAUCUCUGGACUUUACGGAUCCCGGUGCCUUCAAAGUGAAGAGCUGGACAGAGCUGCUACGUGCUCUGGGAGUCUUUUGCUUUUGCUCCUUCCCUACUCUGGUCAACAACAGCAUGAAGCUGAUGACAGUGACGCGCACCGUCCUGGGGAGAAGGGCUUUUUCCUUCAUCGUUCGGCCCACCAUCUAUUCUCAGUUUGUAGCUGGAGAAAACGAGACGCAGAUCUCGGAGUCCAUGGACAAGAUGAAGCGCCUUGGACUGAGGCCCAUGCUAGCAGUUCCGAUUGAAGAGGAUCUCGGCGAGAGCAUUGGGGAAAAAAGAUACGACGACAACAUGGACGCCAUGUUAGAAUGCGUAAAAAUGUCCCACAGCAACUCGUGGAGCGCAGAGCCGAUGAUGCAGCUGAAGAUCACCGCCCUGAUCAGUGCUGACUUGUGUGUGAAAAUUACAAAGAUAAUCGCACAACAACCAUUUGACCUGAAUCAGGUAGUAAGGGCUAUGGAUGGAGAGAAAAUCACCUUCCCUGGUUUAGAUGAUGCUGAACUCGCUCAUUUCUCCUUCGGUUUGCAAAGACUCAACAAAAUAGCAGAGGCCAGUGUAAACAAGGUCCGAGUGCUGGUUGAUGCGGAGUACACCUACAUGAACCCCGCCUUGUCUGUUGUCACCAUGGCCAUGAUGAAAAAGUUCAACAGAGACAGUGCGUGGAUCUGGAACACCUACCAGUGUUACCUUAAGGAGUCCAGGUCCCUUCUGUUAGAAGCUCUGAAUCUCUCCCAGAAGGAGGGCUUUUGUCUGGGAGUGAAGUUGGUGCGAGGAGCCUACAUGGACAAAGAGAGGAAGCUGGCAGAGAAAGAAGGUCGUCCGGACCCCAUCCACAAGUGUUGGGAGGACACCAAUGACAGCUACAACUCGUCUCUGGACAUGAUGCUGAAGGCCAUAUCCCAGCAGCCACAGCGCUACAAGAUCAUAGUGGCCUCUCAUAACGAGGAGUCGGUGAAACUCGCCGUUACAUGGAUGGACGAGCUGGGCAUAGACAGAGGUGGAGAAUCUGUGUGUUUUGGCCAGCUGCUGGGGAUGUGUGACCAUGUCUCCCUGACUCUUGCUAAGGAAGGUUACGCCAUAUACAAGUCAGUGCCUUACGGUUCAAUCGAUGACACACUGCCCUACCUGGUGCGCCGCGCUCAAGAGAACCGCACCAUCCUGCGGGGAAUACGCAAGGAACGAGACCUGAUGAAACAAGAGCUGAAGAGAAGGCUGGGCCUCAGACGAAGCAGCUCCUAAUCUGUUUAAUGAGAAAAUGUUAAACUGUAGAAAUCACUGAUUUUGGUUAUUGCUGCAACAACAACGAUGUCCAUUUUCCAACAUCAACCUGAACUGUUUUUUUCUGAAAACCUCCCGCUACGAGUUAAUUAUUAAAUGAACUAAAUGUGUGCCAAUCUUGUCCAUGAGAACCUUUCACAACAUGUUUGCUUGCUAAGUAAAUAAGUAAACACAGAGUUUAUAAUUUGCUUAUAGAAUGACAGGCGAGGAAAUGUAAAGAAAACCCAGCUAACGCAGUAUUGCCACACGGUUAAUUCUUUAUUGUUUAUAUUUUUUUUUGUUCUACCCAAGUUUUAACAUGAAUCCAAAAACGCUUAUCUGCUGUGAAGAUUUGUAGAGGUGGACAUCUGGUGCAGCUUGUUAUGGAAUGAAACUAUCUCAGACGGUGCGUUUAAAACCCCACACUGCCGGCUCAGUAGUUGCUUUGGUUCUGGUUCCUGUAGCCGCCUCUCUGAUAGCCUGACUGUUUCUGCUGGUAGCCACCUUUCUGAUCUGGGAACAAAGAUUUAGGGGAAAAAAAAAAGUUUUAAUAGAUUUAACAAACAGUAAAGCAUUUGAACAUCA
Molecule: messenger RNA, 2317 nt
Organism: Cynoglossus semilaevis (tongue sole)
Lineage: Eukaryota; Metazoa; Chordata; Actinopteri; Pleuronectiformes; Cynoglossidae
Gene: prodh2
Product: proline dehydrogenase 2
Exons: 10
Coding region: 323-1714 (463 amino acids)
Cellular component (GO): mitochondrion
Molecular function (GO): FAD binding; proline dehydrogenase activity
Source: RefSeq, a predicted model, not a curated record